AAUGAUACAACUGAAUUAUCACUGGAUUAUUUGUGUAAGAUGUUCAUAAAAAGUUUACUCUUUGCUAUGUUCUUCACUGUGUAAUAAACUUGGCAAUGCAUCUGUAAACAUGGAAAAGAGUAAAACAUCAGCUUUGAGUGUUCACAGUCAGGUGACUCAUCAAGUCAAUUAUCCCGUUUGCUGCUCAGCAAAGCCGCCUGUGGCUGGAGGGGGACGGCAGUAAGGAGUUAUGUUGGUUGAUGGUGACUGUGGAUCUAUUUAUUACAUUUGUUGGACAAUGACGUUUGGAAACAAAGGAGUUUAGGUUACGUGAUCUAGCCGAGUGUUUAAUUAUGUGUGAAAGUAGAUCCAGAUCAGAGAUUUGUAAGUCCUCAGAAAAGACUGCAAAAGCAGCGCGGAAAAGAUCCAAGGAGAAAAAGCUACAGCUCAAAGUGCUGUUUCUGGAUGAAAGUCAACAAACAUUUGAGGUUGAGCAAGGGAUUCUUGGAAAUGACUUCUACAAUAAAGCAUGUGGCCACCUGAAGCUGUUAGAAAAAGAGUACUUUGGUCUUGAGUUCAGGAACCAUACUGGGAGUUACGUGUGGCUGGAAUUGCUGAAACCGAUUGCUAAACAAGUUAAAAAUGCAAAUGAGGUUUCAUUUAAGUUCAUAGUGAAAUUUUUCCCACCUGAUCCAGGACAACUUCAGAAAGAACUAACAAGGUAUCUCUUUGCCUUGCAAAUCAGGCAGGAUUUGGCUAAUGGAGGACUUCCAUGUAACGACAACAGUGCAGCUCUGAUGGUGUCUCAUAUCUUACAAUCAGAGGUGGGUGAUUUUGAUGAAGAGCUAGACAUACAGCAGCUAGAGUGCAAGCAGUACAUCCCGAACCAAGAAUAUCUAGACAACAAGAUCAUGCGAUUUCACCAAAAACACAGAGGGCAAUUGCCAGCAGAAUCCGAUGUUCAGCUUCUGGAAAUAGCUAGGAAGUUGGACAUGUAUGGAAUCAGACCACAUCCAGCUAACGAUGGGGAAGGAAUGAAGAUCAACCUUGCUGUUGCACACAUGGGCGUGCUCAUCUUUCAGGGCAACACGAAAAUAAACACCUUCAACUGGGCCAAAAUCCGAAAAGUGAGUUUCAAGAGGAAACAUUUUCUGAUUAAGCUUCAUGCAAAAAUUGUUCCGUCCUGCAAGGACAGCGUGGAGUUCACGAUGGUGAGCCGCGAUGCCUGUAAGACCUUCUGGAAGAUGUGUGUUGAGUACCAUGCAUUCUUCAGGCUUUCUGAAGAGCCCCAGUCAAGGCACAAAUCCCUUUUAUACAGCAAGGGCUCGUGUUUCAGAUACAGCGGCAGAACCCAGAAGCAGCUUCUGGAAUGUGUGGGUAAAGGGGAGAAAAGGAACUUGCCUUUCGAAAGGUUUCUCAUUUCCAGGAAACACUGUAAAGCUCACUAUGAUACACGGCAGUGCAGAUCAUCGCCAGACCUUCUGACAGAUGUAUCAACACAGGCGUAUGAACAGACACACUCUGACACAGACAAACACAGCGAACAAGCUCUGUCGGCAGCCCUGGCUGGGAAACGCAGUAAGUCAGCAGUAGAGGUAGUCUUUGCUGCUGAACUGGAACGAUCCAAGCCUGAAGCCGACCCUGCCUCCUUCAACCACUCGAGGAGCAGCUCCUUCUCCUGCUUUGAGGCCGAGGGACGACCUGAUGUGCUGCAGGGCCAGAGAAGCCGCAUGUGUUUCGUGGGGAGCAGCAGCAUUGCUGAGGUGAACCGCAGCAGGAUGAUCACCAACCCACAGCUCCUGAGGCACACUGCUUCCCCAAAUUACACCCAGGCCGCAAAGCAGACAGAUAGUUUUGUCUCGAGCGCAUCCUUCUACCUGGAGUGUCCGCCCCCGCUCCCGAGGCAUGCCUCGUUGGUGGAUGACGUUAUCAGGUCUUCCAGUUUCUCGAACCCCUUCUCCAUGUCGCCUGCUAGCAGAGGCCUUCAAAAAUACAGACCCGAUGGUUUAUACCAAGUCGGAAUUACAAGCUGUGGCAGCAGAAUCAAUGUAGGGAGAGAGGAAGCUGGACACAUGGCAGAGAAUCCAAACUACCAGGUUGCACUUCCUAAACGGUCUUGGAGUCAGUGUGAUAUGAAAUUCCUGCACACCGCUCACAGCACAGAGUUUACACCGCUGGCACAUUACCAUUACCCAUCUAGGAGGCCGAGUGUGGUGCGGCAACAUGUGGCUGCGGACCGAACAAACUCUCUCUGCACGACAGAAAGGUAUAUCAGUAGUGGAACAGAUGGUAGUGAUUCAGACUCUGACAUCGUCUAUCCUUACUACUACCCUGUACUAGGCAAGCUUGUUAAAGCUGCCCCCCUUGCCAGGCUGCGAGUAUCCUCUGGUAGCCUCCAGCUGGACGAGGAAGAUGAGGAUUCCUUUAACAAUGGCGACUGUGCGGGUGCAACUCCAUUAGCAACCUCUGCCAAGUUACUGUCAUAGUGGGGUUAGCCAAAGGAAUAAAAUAAACAUGUAAUAUUGUGUAAGGAAUAAAAUAAACAUGUAAUAUUGUAUUCUGUGUAUAGAUCUGCAUUUGGAAGGAGUCUGAUGUUAGCCUGGUGUUAAUUAGGGUGUAUGUAAGUGUCCUAUUGCAAGGUAUACAGUGUUAAGUGGAGAAAAGCAAUGCGAGAGCUUCCUAUUGCAGGGCCUUGAAGGGUCCAGUGCGGAGCGGAGGAAAGGGUCUCUGUUGUAUAGGUUCAUUAUAUGUGAGAGUGCCGUCUCAGCUAAUGUGAAACAGAUGUAAACCAAAACCACAUGAAGCGUAUGGAAUUGUAUAGGAGUAAGACUGUGCAUGUUCAGAGACAAUCAUGAGGUUUCCAUGCAAGUUUUUUUUUUUUUAACUAGAGACAUUUACACGAGAAAAAUGUCUCGUGUAAAUGCUUUUUUGGGUUUCCAUUCGCUCAGUUUAUUUUACUUGAGUAAACCGGGCUUUUCACCCGACGUCCUGCAAAUGAAUGGGAAAGGUGGAGGUUGACAUGUAAAUUAGCUAUGCGUAAAGUACUCGUGCUGUUUUUGAAGAUUACUAGUGACAUUUUGUGAAAAUGUGGUUUCCAUGCGGAGAGAACUGGUACACGAGUGAAUCUAAGCUGCUGUAUUAAAGCAAAAUACCCUGUGCCUGCUUGGUUAAUAACGUGCUUUACUGCUCUUGACCAAAUUGUUUUUCAAUUUGAGGAGGCUAUUGCUGUCUAAGAUGCUCUCCUUUCUUUAAGUUGUGUUGGAUUUACUGCUGUGUUAAAUAUUAAUCAUGCAAACAAAUAAAACACAAUCAAUACGUCCAUUUGCUAUUUUAUUUGGUCAGUUCUGAGAGGGCAUCUACAAAGUGGAUGUUGUUGCGCUGUUUUGGGCGAUCGAGCUGGCUCAUGACAUCCAGUUCACAAACUAUAUUUAUUAACGUGGAGGGCAGACGCGCGUUGUCUUUGGACAUAGCUGGGAUCAAAAAAAGGACGGGAAUUAAUUCAGUUAAGCAGCUCACUUGCUCUUUGUGUUUAACUUUAGCGUAGUUUUUACAGUAAGGGUAUUCUCAAACAGCUGCUUUAAUACUAUAACAAAUGCAUAACGCAGUUCAUGGUAAGUGGUUUUAUACAGAACUGUAAACCCACAAGAUAUAUACAGCAUGACAGACCAGACACAGCAAAAAACAAUAAUAAAAAGGCCGUCUGCAUUAGCAUUAAGGUGAACUACUCCACUGCUAACCAUAAAAUCACCCAUCAGCCACUACUUUCUGCCGUCUUGGAAUCCACAGUAACAAUUGACCUGAUCCCUUGCAAUAUUUAUAGUUAAGGAUAAACACGCUCAUUAACAUAUACACGUGAAAUGCGGGUUUCCAUGCGAAACUGGGUGUGGAUUUCCCGUGUGUUUCGUCAUUUACAUGAGUAAAUGAGAUUUACCCUAUCCCUCUCUUUGGCUGUUUUAUUUGGCCACAAACCUGAUUUACCCGAGUAAUUCUCCCAAACGUGCACAUGCAUCGCCAUUACAUGUGUAAAUUGACCUGCAUGGAAACCCCAUGUAUGAGAUGCACUCAAUAAAAGCUUAGAGGAAAGUACACUCCAGACCUGGUCAGAAAGAAUGUUCCCAGUUGAAGGUAAUGGCCAAUUACUAUUUUGACUACAAGUUUGGUGAAUACCAUUAUUCAACUAGUAGAGGCUUGCAAUAAUUGUGAUGUUUCUGUAUCUUGAAUAACUGUGACAUGUAUUGACUAUCAUCUGGUAAGAAAUCUUUUAUUGAAUAAUUAACAAAAUUUGAACAUCCUGUAAAAGUAGUUCCCUUUCAUUUCGAAGACGACCAUCACUUUGGUAAUGUACAAUGAAUCAGACAAAUCGUUAGGUUACUUCCGUAACCCUGGUUCCCUGAAAGAGAAGACGACCACCA
This is a messenger RNA of Acipenser ruthenus (sterlet), 4391 nucleotides long. Its product is annotated as FERM domain-containing protein 7-like. The transcript has 13 exons. The coding region runs from base 333 to 2465 and encodes 710 amino acids. The record is from RefSeq and is a predicted model, not a curated record. Gene Ontology annotation, cellular component: cytoskeleton. NCBI's taxonomy places the organism in Eukaryota, Metazoa, Chordata, Actinopteri, Acipenseriformes, Acipenseridae. Gene Ontology annotation, molecular function: guanyl-nucleotide exchange factor activity.